Molecule: messenger RNA, 713 nt
Organism: Artibeus jamaicensis (Jamaican fruit-eating bat)
Lineage: Eukaryota; Metazoa; Chordata; Mammalia; Chiroptera; Phyllostomidae
Gene: ZMAT5
Product: zinc finger matrin-type 5
Exons: 6
Coding region: 131-643 (170 amino acids)
Cellular component (GO): U12-type spliceosomal complex
Molecular function (GO): zinc ion binding
Source: RefSeq, a predicted model, not a curated record
GGAAGGCCUGAGACCCAAGGAAGGACUACGAAUCCCAGCAAGCAGUUCGCGACGCAAGGACCCAGGAGGAGGAGCUCAAAUCGUCGGUCCCGGCAGAACCAGGCAGUGGCAGCACCUGGUGCAGGUGGCCAUGGGGAAGCGUUACUUCUGCGACUACUGCGACCGCUCCUUCCAGGACAACCUCCACAACCGCAAGAAGCACCUGAACGGGCUGCAGCAUCUCAAGGCCAAGAAGUCCUGGUACGACAUGUUCCGAGAUGCAGCUGCCAUCCUGCUGGAUGAACAGAACAAGCGGCCCUGCAGGAAGUUUCUACUGACAGGCCAGUGCGACUUUGGCCCCAACUGCAGAUUUUCCCACAUGUCAGAGCGAGACCUGCAGGAGCUGAGCAUCCAGGUGGAGGAGGAGAGGCGGGCCAGAGAGUGGCCUGUAGACAGCACGGAACUCCCCGAGGGCCGUCUGGAGGACUGGCUGGAGAAGAGAGCCAAGCGGCUGAGCUCAGCCCCCAGCAGCAGGGCUGAACCCAUCAGAGCCACUGUCUUCCAGUACCCAGUGGGCUGGCCACCAGUCCAGGAGCUGCCUCCAUCUCUGCGGGCACCCCCACCCGGGGGGUGGCCCCUGCAGCCCAGCGUCCAGUGGGGUUGAGUCCCUCAUCCCCACCUGACUCCCACCAGCCAGUUCCCACUUCAGUCACAAUAAAGGGUUCAUACCAGGA